GUCAACUUUCUCGAGUGCAUACCGCAUCAAGAGAUCACCAUGUUCAACACACCACCGAAUCCACAUGACCCGACAGGCCCAUCUUCCUCUUCUUCAUCAUCUCACACACCAUCAGCUCCGGGACCAGCUCAUCGUAGACGAGCACUGCCGCCCAGAUCAUCCCUCUCCAACUCGUUCUCCUUUGCGCCGCCGCCCAUCACCCCUGCUCAUCCGACAUCGGCGACGAUAGGUGGGCAUGCCAUGGAUGUGUCAGAUAUAAUACAAGAUGGAGAUACAUCUUACUCCUUCUCGUACGCUGCCAUGCCAAGGACAGCGACUCGCAUAGCUGCCCAAGGCAACAGGGGGAUCGCUCAAGUCUCACCGCGAGUCAGACCGUCUUCCUCCUCGUCUGCUGCACCUCAUCGCCCUUCAUCAGAGAGUGCAAGGGCUCGGACCACCAUACCCAGACAUAGAGAUGCUCAAAAACGGAGAUCGAGGCUCGCCGAUCGGAGCUCACCGGAACGUGCUGAAAAGGUCUCGCCGAGAAAGAGGACGAUCAGAGGGGCUGAAGAGAUGGACGAGGAACAGGAAGAGGAAGAAGAAGGAGGAGGAGAAGAGGAUGAAGAGGAUGAAGGAAAGACCUGGGAUAUGGUGGAUUCAAUGAGACUGUGGAGACACGAUGCGAUCAUGCAGCAUCUGUAUGAUACUGCAGCUUUCUGGGGAGACAAGAUCUUAUCCUGGACAGCCGACCCGAACGAUGCUUUUUGGCUCGCUCAGACCCAUUUCCUCACCGGGCAUUAUCUUCGCGCCGAAAGAAUAUUGACAGAACCCUUGCCUCCACCGUCACGGGGUGGUCUACCUCGAAAAGAUUCACUCAAGGAGAAUGGGAUUCACGGCAUGUCGAAAGGCAAGAGCAGGAUGGAGGAGACCGAGGACGCGAUGAAUGGGCACCUGUAUUCGCCCAGAAGCGACUUGGAUGGAGAGGGAACGUUGAAAGGGAGACCCAAACUCAUCGACGAGAGCUUGGCUUGCCGUUACCUUGCUGCGCAGUGCUUGGUCCAGCAGGAGAAAUACCAAGAAGCGUUGGAACUGCUGGGAGAAUCGAAUCCAUUCAGAGAAAAUGGAUCAGCAGGAGGACCCGCUACCGAACCUCAUCCAGAUGACGGGAUCAAACUUCACUCGUCCAUCUGCCAUCUUCGUGGUCUGCUCCACCUCAGGCUGUCGUCUUUGGCCUUGGCCAAAGAGUCUUUCAUGGAAGCGUUGAUCAUUGACGUGAAGAACUACGAGGCAUUCAGGGAGCUUGUCGAAGGGGAAAUGAUGUCUGCCACUGAGGAAUGGACAUUUGUCCAGAAUCUGGCGUAUCGCUCGCAGCUUGCAGACGAUCAAGCCAUGUUUGUUAAGCUCAUGUACAUUACAAAGUUGAAAAAGGACAAUCACAUUCACGACAUUUCACGCGCGAGAACCGAACUGGUCAAUACCUAUGCUCUACAAGACAACUGCGAUGUGCUCGUGGGGUUGGCAGACGAGUUGUACGCAAAGUACAAGUGGGAAGACUGUUACGCAGUCACUUCAAAGAUUCUGAGUCGUAUUCCCGGUCAUUCCACAGCUUUGCCUCUUCACCUCGCAUGUAUGCACCACAUUCACCGACUUCGAUCGUCCCUCUUCAUGCUCGCACAUGAUCUCGUCGAACAGGAUCCUCAAGCAGCUACGACAUGGUACGCGGUUGGAUUAUGGUAUUUUUCCGGUAAACGAUGGACAGAUGCCAGAAGAUACUUUAGUAAAGCCAACUUGAUCGACAGUCGGUUCGCACCUGCUUGGAUAGCCUUUGCGCAUUCUUUCGCCUGGGAAGGAGAGCAUGAUCACGCGAUCACGGCAUACUCGACAUCGGCGAGACUAUUCCCAGGGACUCACCUGCCACUGCUGUUCAUCGGAAUGGAGCACCUACAGCUGUCCGCUUCGACUCUUGCCGAGGAGUACUUUCGAGCCUCGGAGGCGAUCAACGCUUCAGAUCCGCUGCUUCUCAACGAGCUAGGCGUCGUCUCGUACAACAAGGAAGACUAUCCCGAAGCCAUCAGGUAUUUUCAAAGAUCGAUCGACACUGCCAAGGCGAUGCAAGGAGUCUCUUCGACAUGGGCUGUCACGCACUGCAAUCUAGGACACGCUUACAGAGUCACAGACCAAUUGGACAAUGCCCAGGCAGCGUACGAACGCUGUCUCGCUCUGGAUCCUACCAAUGCGACCGCCUAUUCCUCCCUCGCCAUGUUGUGUCAUCUCCGCGGAGACAUUCGGACCGCUAUACGACACUACCACGUUGCCUUGUCCCUCGGCCCUCAAGACCCCAUGAGCACUGUCCUUCUCGAGAUGGCUUUGAAAGAGCAAAUGGAGCGAUUGGGACCGACCACGCUGCCGGGUCUACCAGCCAGUAUCGGAAGCAAAGAUCUAGAUCCGUUCAACGUCGCCAAGGGCAAUCCAUCGUUUGGACCUUUACCUAUUGAGCUUGACCCAGAGACUCUGGCAGAUGCAGGAGGCGAAAGUAUCAUUCAUCCCGCGGGGGGAUACGAUACCACUGCGGACAUCUCUGUUCUUGGUUUGAGGUCGAUUGACGAGUCUGGCGUCGAACGAUCCAUGCGACGUCGCAAUCGACGUGAGGGACCAAGGGACGCCAGCAUGAGGCGAGUCGAACAGUCGAUGAUGGAGGAGGAGGAAGACGUAGGCGAAGAGGGAAGCACGAUGGAUAUAGAGGAGGACUGAAGGGCGGGCGCGGGGCGUGCAUAGCUUGAGCAGUUUAUAUCAUCAAUACUCAUGGGGACGUGACAUCCCCACUUUGCAUAGUCCACAUUUGGGGU
Kockovaella imperatae is the source of this 2825-nucleotide messenger RNA. RefSeq lists its product as hypothetical. The transcript has 13 exons. The coding region runs from base 40 to 2730 and encodes 896 amino acids. NCBI's taxonomy places the organism in Eukaryota, Fungi, Basidiomycota, Tremellomycetes, Tremellales, Cuniculitremaceae. Gene Ontology annotation, molecular function: protein binding. The record is from RefSeq and is a predicted model, not a curated record. Gene Ontology annotation, biological process: cell division.